AUGAAAUUUAUCAAUUUCUUGAUCGUCUAUAGGCAACCCACAGAAAUUGCUUAUAAUUCCGAACUAUCGUUUGGCGAUCCUUUCCCAAAGGUGAUGCGCUUGAAUAGUCAAGUCACAGCAGGACACCCACCAGGCUGUCUUCAAAUAAUUUUAUCAGCGUUUGAGAAACCUCUGUUAUGCUCUGAAAUGGCUAAAGCAGAAGGACUUUGUCGAGUCAAGACACUUGGCUGUCUACCAUAG
Messenger RNA from Mucor mucedo, 240 nucleotides. RefSeq lists its product as uncharacterized. NCBI's taxonomy places the organism in Eukaryota, Fungi, Mucoromycota, Mucoromycetes, Mucorales, Mucoraceae. The transcript has 2 exons. The record is from RefSeq and is a predicted model, not a curated record. Bases 1 to 240 code for a protein of 79 amino acids.